ACUGGGACAUCUACAGCUUUCACAUCAACUCCACAGUGACCAGCCGUUAUGCUACCACUGUCAUCACAAGUCGUGUGGCCAAUCGUAUGGAUGAGUCAAAGGAAAUAGAAUUCCAAGUCCGGAUUCCCAAGAAUGCCUUCAUCAGUAAAUUCAGAAUGUUUAUGGAUGGCCAGGUGUUCGAUGGCGUUGUGAAAGCUAAGGAGGAAGCUCAGCAGCAGUACACUGAGGCUGUGUCCCGUGGGGAAAGUGCAGGCCUUGUCAGUUCUGUAGGGAGGACCCUGGAAGAAUUUAAGACCUCUGUAGCUGUGGCUGCUCACAAAAAGGUGACUUUUGAACUCACAUAUGAAGAACUGCUGAAACGGACGCUUGGCAAGUACGAACUGCAAAUCUACGCUCGCCCCAUGCAACCUGUCAAAGACUUCAAGCUUGACGUGAACAUUCAUGAGGAAGCCGGCAUCAAUUUCAUCACGGUUAAAGGAGGACUAGCUCUGGCUGAUGCAAUCACCCAAACACAUGAAGGGAAACAG
Messenger RNA from Monopterus albus (swamp eel), 527 nucleotides. RefSeq names its product inter-alpha-trypsin inhibitor heavy chain H3-like. The transcript has 4 exons. The record is from RefSeq and is a predicted model, not a curated record. The annotation marks the transcript as partial. NCBI's taxonomy places the organism in Eukaryota, Metazoa, Chordata, Actinopteri, Synbranchiformes, Synbranchidae.